UGUAAGUUAAGCAUUUUCCAGGAAGGAUCAUUUUUGCGCAGUUUGUUUCAACAUAAGGGUUGGUGUUAAUUGCACAGGAAGUCUUUGGUCACACAGGAAGUCUUUGGUCACGGUUGCAGAAAUAGGAAAAUGUUUUAGAAGAAUGAAACAUGACAUGCUAUAAUUCUAGCCAGCACUUGACAUCAUACAGUGUAUUGGGAGGAGGUAAACGGUUUCCUGAACAUUUUAUAUGAAAGUUUGUCACAAGUGGACUCUGGAGGAGGGACUUUGAAGAACCAUGUCUGGCAAGAAGUCAAGAAAAGUGAGAAUGGGAUCAUCACGUCAACCCCGUCAGAAUCAAGAGGAACAUGAGACUAACAAAGAUGAUGAUGGGUCCCAAAUGUUGUCAAAGGAAAGGAAAGUAGUUGAAGUUGGGGCUGAUUCAGUUUCAGUGAUACUCCAAACGGACCUUGUCUCAUCAGAUAACUUAUCAACAAUAACACAACAACACACAGAAAUAAAUAAUCCACCAUUAAAUGACGUCACAGAGUCACAUCUGUCUCAACCUGUAAACCCAUAUCUUCUAAAAUCACUUGACACUGCAGGGAAGAGAAGGAAAAUGGGGUCUACUCGUCAGAAUAAAAGAAAACCAGAGGAGACAGACUUUGGGGAGAAACAAGACACCAAMACUGGAGACGCAGAAAAAUCCCUACAACUUCAGGCAUCCAUUGCAGUUGUGGAAUCCUGGUCCUACAGCAACACAGAAGAGCUCCUGGGUCCAAAAGAAAGUGAAACGGACACUGMGUGUCUUUUGUUUGCUUCUAACACACUCGACCAACCGGAUGACAGAUGUAAAGAGGAAGUUGGUGAGGAUAUUGAACCUAGUAGUGAAGCUGURGCUAGUUAUAGCAGUGAAUUGCUUCAAGAUACUCUUGGAACCAAAUCACUCUUGCAUCUGCCCCUAGACCUUGCGUUGCAAGUUGUUCAUGGAUUCCCUGCUGAACCAAUAACAGAGGAGUUGAAGAAAGAGGAAGAGAGGAGGCAGGAAAGUGAGCAUGCCGAGGUGGAGUCCUCCACAUUUCUCAGCUCUAGGCAUUCAUUAGAUCAAUCCCUUGAGUCAGACACUUUAACCAACACAGAAGAGUUUGAGUCAUUCAAUAACACAAUAAUCCUCCAAAGUGGAGAAGGUGAAGAGAAACUUGAACCUGUUGUAAAUGAGUCAGAAUUGCAAGAUGAUAUUAACUCUACUGGUCCAGGCAAUCAGGAAACAUUGCACCAAAGAGAUGAAGAUGAGAACUUUGUUGAUCUGAUAGUUGAGGAAAAUAUUUGUCUGAGUAUUCAGGGGAAUGAGGAGGAUGCAAACACUGACCCCAAUACCACAGGGGGACUGGACACAUCAGAGGUCAUUUUACUCAGUGAAGAGGAAAUGAGUGAUCAUGUGCCGCUUGUAAAUGAAAGUGUUCAGGACCAAGGUGAUAAUAGCAGAACACCGACUCCAAUCAGAGUCCUUCUCCAAGCAGGAGGAGAAAGAUGGGGUCGACUCGUAGGCAUCCUAGAGGUGUACAAAGAGAAGAGGAAGGCACAGAGGAGAAACAAGAAGGGGAAAUAG
Messenger RNA from Salvelinus sp. IW2-2015, 1588 nucleotides. RefSeq lists its product as uncharacterized. Lineage: Eukaryota; Metazoa; Chordata; Actinopteri; Salmoniformes; Salmonidae. The record is from RefSeq and is a predicted model, not a curated record.